AUGUUGACGCAUCAACUCAAACAAAAUCUCUUCAACAGCCAGUACAAUCAAAAACCUUUGCCGUCAUAUAAUUGGACUAAACCAGAAGAAAGCGAAGUUUAUGAUCAAUCAAUAAACUAUCCUGUUCGAUACCAGUGUCCAUCACAAAUACCGACUAAAAAUGUAUCUUCAACAGCUCACACUAUUCCUUCUAUUAAUGAAAAUGCGCGUCUUUGUCUUGUUCCUUGUCCUGAAUCGAUUCAAGAUGUUUAUCUACCGUUGUCGCUAGUGCAUCGUCCACCUCCAAACCCUCAAAGUUUGUGUGCUGUAUGUUGUUGUGUACCAGGAAAAUCGCUUAUUAAGAAAAUUGUUUAUAAACAAAUAGAAGAAGAUAACCAAUAUGAAAAUCAAUCAUACAUUGAUUAUCGAUUAGUUAUUGAUCAACUUGCAACACAUGUUUCCGUUCGAUAUGGAAAUAAUAUUAUAGAAGAAGCAGGAGCAUCUGUUUGUGUUGAUUAUAAUGAACAAUUACGUAUUCUUGAUUUUCCUGUUUACAUAUCCGGAGAAGAACAUAUCAACAGUAUUGAGCCAUUGGUAUCAAGAUAUUGA
Molecule: messenger RNA, 588 nt
Organism: Rotaria socialis
Lineage: Eukaryota; Metazoa; Rotifera; Eurotatoria; Philodinida; Philodinidae
Source: the annotation of a GenBank genome assembly